AUGGUCACUGAUCAUCCGAACGAGGAGGAAGACGUGGAGGCAGCCAAAUACCCUUUCCUAAUUUGGCAUCUCAAAGCCCUCAUAACUGAUUGGUUUCCAUCUGGAUACUGUUUCUUUUUCAGCGGUCCUUGGAAGUCGACGCCCGGAGCUUCACAGGAGGCUGCCGUAGCGGCUGCUGCUGCCGAGGCCUUCAGUGUGGUUCGGCACUGGUUCGCGAGUCCGUGUUCCCGCGCGUCUGAGCCAACGUCGGCAAGUGGAACCCCCAGCCCCCUGUUGCCACCCCCGCCGCCACCACUAGCCAACCCCUUCCUGCCGCCCUCACCAGCGACCUGGGGCCUCGGCUUUCAACACCAGCAGCCGCAGCCUUCUGGCCAUCGCAGCAGCGGCUUCGUGCCCGCCAGACCCGGGUCGCGGACCGCACAGACUGGCAGCGCAUCCUUCCUGCGCGGUGGCAAGAAGCGCUCGCAUUCGCAAUCCUCCGUCAACGACUUGGACAUUCCUAGCCUUACGCGCAGUUCACAGGGCUCCUUGAAUAUGCUCCAGGCGAUGCAGACGUCGCGGAGUGGCGUCUCCAGCAUGGGCGGCUCCUACGGCCACCUUUCUGCGGACACACAACCGUCUGUGGAUACUGCCAGCUACGAUAACUGUCUGCCCAAAGCCCGGUUGUGCCUCUGUGGAGGAACAGGCAAACCCCUUUUGGAAGACGACCGUUCUAAACGCGGAGGAGUGUGGAUUUUGGCGGUGGUUAUUGGUCUUCAGCUUAGAAAUUGGGCAAGCGCAGCACCUCACUCGAGCAUGCAGCUGUGUGAAGCCUUUUUCUGCUCGGACAGGCCACCCAAAAACUCUCCCGAAUCUACUUUGUCUCAGUGUUUGGAAGAAAGUGGUGGAAGGUGGAAAUGGGGCUUCACUGGGCGCGAGUCCGGUGCCAAUUUUCGACCGGCGAACGAGCACCAACAGCACAGACAACUCAGUUUUCGGCAACUCUCCGCAACAGCCCACUGCCUCCGCGGGUUCAGCAGGUGGCGGCGGCGGUGGUGGUUUCGCACCGAUGGUCACACCGUCGUCGAUUUCACGGCGGGCAAUGCCUCUUCGAGGCACGCCGAGGCAAGCGACCUCCUGUGGUACCCCCAACAGCAGCGGCAGCAGCACAGGCAGUCAGGCUGGCGGCGUCUACCCAAACCCCACUUCUUCCACCGCCGCCGCGGCUACUACCAAUCCCGCGUCCUUCUUCUACCCUUGCACCUCUGUCUCCUCCGGCGUCGGCGUUUUUCCCGGCUCUGCAUUCCAUGGCUGUUCGCCGCAACUCGACAAAUCGAGUAUGCAUUGUUUUAUAAUGCAAUGACAACGACGUGCGGUUACCAACAUGGUGGUUCUGUGUCGAUGGACACCAACAUGUCCAAGUUGGUCAGGUGGUAUUUUCAUCGUGACCCCAAGGACGCGGAAAGCAACUCUGCCGUUGCUAUGGCAUUUGCAGCGGCCGCUGCUGCCGUUGCCGUGAAUUUCGGUGGAGGAGGUGGCAGUGGAGGUGGUCCUCCUGUGAGUCACCACGGCUGGCUCCCAAAGGCCUGCGGUUCGGAUCCCGCGUCGGCAGCCGCCACCAGCUCCUCCUCCGACGGUUCCUCGCCCGCCUCGGCGCCAGGCAUCGCGCCUCCGCUCUUUUCGCGAAAACCCCAACCACCUCCAGCCAAUUUCAUGCUUUCGCCCCAGGCCAUGAUGUUGUACCACAGCGCCUUCCACAAGUCCACCAGCACUGCUGCUGCCGCCGCCGCCGCCGCCGCGGCACCCUUCUAUCCGCGUGCUCAGCCUCAAGACGCCUUUCCGCCGCCCAACUACGACUGGUGGCUGAACCGAAGCGGGUACCCGCCUCGCAAGGACUCAUGCGUGCCGCCCGUGACGACAAACACAAACGGCGAUUCGUCCACAACUGGAGGUGGCUCCCUGAAGGGGGAGGACCUUUCUACCUCCGCGACGUCGGCCGCCAAGCCUAUGAAAUUGGAAGGCGGGAACGCCUCCGUAGCCGCUUUGAUGGCCGGCGAAGAGGCCGGUUGCAGUGACGACGAGGAAGAGUUGAUGGAUGAGGAUGGUAGAAUUCCACAAGAAGGCGAUCCCGACUUUGUCGAGACGACCUGUCGAUGGGGCAACUGUCAGUGCCAAUUCGACUCCCAAGACGAACUUGUAAAGCACAUCAGCAAUGAGCACAUCGCGGGGAACAAGAAGAGCUUCGUGUGUUUCUGGCGUGAAUGCGUGCGUGGAGCACGACCCUUCAAGGCGCAGUACAUGCUCGUGGUGCACAUGCGACGUCACACCGGAGAGAAGCCGCACAAGUGCAUCGUGAGUGCCCUGAUUUCCUUGCUCUUCGAAAUGCAUGCGCCUCACCUCCCUCUCUGCCGCCUCUGGCAGUCUGUUGAAGCAGAAGGUGGCAGGCCGAGGAAGGGGGGUGGGGCGGGCGGCAGGCAGUUCGACGGGUGCUCGAAGCGAUACUCUCGAUUGGAGAACCUGAAGACCCAUCUUCGAUCGCACACCGGUGAAAAACCCUACCAAUGCGAGGUCCCAGGCUGUAACAAGGCCUUCAGCAAUGCCUCUGAUCGUGCCAAACAUCAGAACCGCACCCACAGCAACGAAAAACCCUACGUCUGCAAGGUGGUUGGCUGCUCCAAGCGCUACACCGAUCCCAGCUCGCUGCGGAAACACGUCAAGACUGUUCACGGUGCCGAAGUAUACGCCAACAAGAAGCACAAAGGCGAAAGCUGGAGCAGUCGUUCCUGUGGAGGCACUGGGUUGAGCGCAGCCUUUCGAAGUUCCGGUGGUGGCGGAGGCGGAGGAGGGGGUGCAAGGGAGGAAUCCAAAGGUCCCACCGAUGGUCUUUCGUUUUUUCACGACCGACGAGGAAAUGGGGCGCGUGGUGGCCGAGGCGGUGGACCCAAAGGCGGCGGCCACAAAACGUCCGGAAGCAGUUCUGGAGCCUUUCCCGAGGGAACAGCGGCGAUCCCCCCGCAAACCAUGAACCGGAGCAUGUACCCUCACUCGUACCACCAGAACGUCCUUGCCAUGCAGCAUCAUCAGCACGCCUACUCCAACAGCCACGACCACCAUCACUUUCCGCAUGAUGCCGCACAGCGCGCGGCUUCGGUAAAACGGGAGAACUUGGCAGGCUGGGAUCCGCAUCACCAGCAUCAGGCGUGGCCCUGUGAUUGGGCUCAAGGCCAUCCAAGGGUCGGUGGUGGUGGUGUUGGUGGCGGUGGCGGUGGGUACUCCGCGUCCAGGGGCUGGACGAGUCCUCGAGUUGGCGGCGCGUACCAGGAACCGCGGUACGGCGAUGGCUACGACGUCCUCAUGAGCCAAACCGCCAAUAUUGAGCAUUCUGCCGCAAGGUUUGUCGGCGGUGGCGUGUUGGGACUUAGUCGGACGCGUUACCACCAUCCACAGCCGGUGCCCCCACAGACCCAGUUCCGUUCCUCCGUCGUGUCGCAGGCCACCUCCUGUCCUUCCUUGGUGACCGACGCGAAUGUGCCCGCGGCCUUCUCUCCAACGCCUCUUUUUGCUUCAUUCAAACCGGAAGAUUCAAGGGGCGCUUUCCCCCGGAGCAUGCGUCCCCAGAACCCCAUCAAAUCCGAAGCGGGAAUGCGCUAUCCCGGUGCUACCGCGCCUCCUUCCAAUGGUGGUCAGAAGAUGGACAUGGUCGAUAGCUCGGCUGCAAAGGAUGCGGGCAACUCUCUUCUUACCGCAGAGUCCGGAGGUCAGUCAGUCUACCUGCAGAUGGAUGAUGCGUUCUUGAAAUUUCGGAUUUUACUAACUGGGUUUAUUGCACCUUCAGAUCGAUGGCACAUGAGCGGAGGGAGCGCAUCGUCAGGUGUUGGUUCGGGAUUAACAAACCUCACGCAAGAUAGCGGCUACCCGGAGAGUGACCUUCGACCCGGUAUUGCCACGCCCACAACACCCACUCCCGUAAAGGACAACCCCGGUGGAGAGCCUUUCCAAAGAGCCGUGAAAACUGACGACAAACUGCUCGCGUGGGACGCCGCCUCGCAACCGCCGACUGGCGCAAGUCAGCCCCUGCCAGAACAGGCCGCCCAGUUGAGCACGACCAGCUCCCAAGUGAGCAGUGGGCUCGGUUCGAUGGUGGGUUCCGCCACCGGAUCCAGCAGCUGCGGAGGUGGCGAUGGCAGCGUGCGUCAAAGUCGGAUCUCCGCGCAGCCCCUCCUAUCCACGGUGGAGGCAACCAACAAGAUGGCGUUUUGGGAGAGUCGCGCCGACCGGGAAGGCGGCUUCACCAGCGAUUCAAGUUGUCUUUUCUCCUUGGCGUCAUCACAAACUACUGUGAGCCGGGGAACCGAUUUCGGCCAGGCACGUGGGUCUGUGGCGUCUUCCUUCACUGGCGCGCCGUACUCCAUCAACAAUUGGAGUGAGAACCAAUCCGAGGCGGAGUUUCUUGGUCAAACAGCGCCGAGAAACGUUGAAGGCGGCUACAACCCCUCCCUGUGGCCUGCUGGUAAUUCUUCUGGAUAUCUUGGUGCCACAGGCUACAACGCAUCAGCAGCGCCAGCAGGUUCGGAGCAGGAUGCAUCUUUACGAAACUGCGGAGUCCCGAACAAUAGCGACUGGGCCCGGGCGUACCCCGGUCAGGCCUGCGGCUACCCGGAUUACAAUUUCGGAGGGCAAAGCCAGCCUCUCAGCUACCCGCUGUACCCGUCUGAGCACCAGUCGAAUGUGUAUCGGGGCUACACCGGAUGGAAUGACGCGUCCAUGGCUGGCAGCAGCAACGUCGCUACCCCGACUUCUUUCAACACUCCCUACGCUGGACUAUUCACCGAAGCGAUGAACUCGCGGUUGAUGGCGCAACAACAGGGUACCAAUCUAGAGGAGCUCCAGCCCGCAGUCACCUCGUCUGGUGGCUUCGGAUUUGGGAUCAGCACGUCGGCAAGUUACGAUCCCCUCAACAGCAACCUCGUCGUCUGCAGUAUGCCUCCACUGUUGCAGACGGAGGCCGCCUCCGGGAUGUAUCCUGCCGCGUUCAAUUAG
Messenger RNA from Mesocestoides corti, 5019 nucleotides. NCBI's taxonomy places the organism in Eukaryota, Metazoa, Platyhelminthes, Cestoda, Cyclophyllidea, Mesocestoididae. The record is from the annotation of a GenBank genome assembly.